Molecule: messenger RNA, 801 nt
Organism: Letharia lupina
Lineage: Eukaryota; Fungi; Ascomycota; Lecanoromycetes; Lecanorales; Parmeliaceae
Exons: 6
Coding region: 1-801 (266 amino acids)
Source: RefSeq, a predicted model, not a curated record
AUGGCGAUUCUGGCACCGUCUCCCACGCCAGACCAGCUUCAGGCAGCGCUUCAGAGUCUUCUGGAUGGACCUGCGGGCAUACCGCCUACUGGAGUAAUACCCAAUUUCGAUAAUCCACCAAACAAAGAUAUCUACCUCUAUGUAACUGCCACUCUAACCAUAUGGUUCGCAACCUGUGCCGUCAUCAUACGCAUCUACACCAAGCAUUUCUUACUCCGAUCCAUGGGAUAUGAAGACUAUACUUCAGUUAUAGCAUGGAUCAGCUUCAUUGGUUUCGCCGUUCCGUCUUUCCUGUGUUCAAAGAGUGGCGCUGGCACUCACAUGUGGGAUAUACGACUCAAAUCCUUUUUCCGUGUACUCUACUGGGUCAACAUCACUGCAAUCACUUAUGCGAUUACAAUGUCUUUGGAGAGGAAGAUUAUGACAAUGGGAGUCUUUGCUACAGGUUUCUUCGCUUGUGUGACUUCCAUCCUACGAACAUACUACACAUGGCAAACAGUUGAAACUCUCGACACAAGCUGGGAUCUACUCUUUAUGGGACUCUGGACUUGGGCGGAGCUUUCAACUGGAAUCAUUGUUGGUUGCCUUCCCGCGCUGCCCAAAUUUUUUCAACACGUUGGCCCCAAAAUCUACCGAACCAUACCUGGAACGGGACCUAGACGCAAUUCAGGCGCUGCAAUUGACACACCCCAAGUGAUUGCCCUCGCUAAAUUCAAAACACCAUUUGCUAAAUACGGCGUCGGACCGAGUGUGUCCGACUCAUCGAAUGAUCCGUACAGUCUCCGCGCUCGGCUCCAAUAG